Nerophis ophidion (straightnose pipefish) is the source of this 7162-nucleotide messenger RNA. RefSeq names its product zinc finger protein 318-like. Gene Ontology annotation, cellular component: nucleoplasm. Gene Ontology annotation, molecular function: nucleic acid binding; zinc ion binding. The record is from RefSeq and is a predicted model, not a curated record. Gene Ontology annotation, biological process: negative regulation of DNA-templated transcription; positive regulation of DNA-templated transcription. Lineage: Eukaryota; Metazoa; Chordata; Actinopteri; Syngnathiformes; Syngnathidae. Bases 150 to 6644 code for a protein of 2164 amino acids. The transcript is spliced from 11 exons.
GCGUUGUUAAGCCGAAGAAGAAGAAAAAGACAACAACGAAGGGAGCACAGUUUCACCCACUAUGAAGGAUGUUGUAUUCCGGCUCCACUUUCACGUAAACCAAUUACGUCCACUUGGACCGUCUGUUGGUGGUCACUCAUUGGGGGAACAUGUAUCGCGGUCGGCCUCCACCGAGGGGACCUUACCCGCCAUCUUUCGAGGGCCGCGGCCGACCGCCAUCGCAGGCUUACCCACCUCCAGGCCGCGGAAGGAGCCGAGGCAGACCACACCACUCCGAGCCUUACCCACCACCAGGCCGCGGAAGGAGCCGAGGCAGACCUCCACACCACUCCGAGCCUUACCCACCACCAGGCCACGGAAGGAGCCGAGGCAGACCUCCACACCACUUCGAGCCUUACCCACCACCAGGCCGAGGCAGGUCUCCACACCACUCCGAGCACCACAACCUCGGCUAUCCGGACCACCGGCGCUCGCCGCCGCACGGAAGACACCCUCCUUCGCCCUCAAGAGACUACCAUGGUCAAGGGCACUCGUCCGGAUCUCCGCACCGAGAGAGGUCUGGCUCGCCCCGCCCGGGGCAUCCAAUCAACCACACCCUUGUCAUCACCGUUGACAACGAGCUCACAGGCUCCACCUCGCAUCACCACGACAGGGACCUACACCUCAAGUAUGAGCACUGUCACAGCCGAGGGCGAAGUCCGGACCGGAGCCGGGCAAAAAGUCGAGGACGCAGCAAGAGUCGGGCGAGGAGCAAGAGCCGGGCGAGGAGCAAGAGUCGGGCAAGGAGCAAGAGUCGCAGUUUGGACCGCAGCCGGGCUAAGAGCCGGGGUCGCAGUAAGAGCCGCCCUCGCCUCAGGUCUAGAUCGAGGUCCAGAUCCAGAUCCAGAGGGAGGAGCCAUGGUCGGUCCUCGCCAAGUCGGAACCGCAGCAAAAGCAGGAGUAGUCGAAGCAGCUCCAGCAGCAGAGACUUUAACCAGCAGCGAGGCGUUGGCCGCAGGACAGCGCUGGAGGACACCUGUAGUCUGCCCACCAGGUCCAUACUGAAGAAACACAGCGAAAACGAAGACUCGCCAUCACUAAGGAGCACAGACUCGCCGAGAGGGGCGGCGGGGUCCACCAUUUCUACCGUGGCCGAGCAACUGCUGCAGGCUUGCAAAGGGAUGGAGCCGGCCGCCAUGGCGUCCAUGUUGGUGCAGCUACAGUCCGACCCGCUGAUCGCUCAGAGUGUGAAUAUCAAGGAGAUCGUCGACCUGCUGGAAGCCGGCAUGAGCGGAGGAGCGGAGAGCCCAGAAAAGACGGCGGCGGACAUGGACGACGAGGAGAAGUUCCUGUACGGGGAAUCUUUGGAGCCCAAAUAUUCGGCGCAGUCUCAGCCGGCCCAGAGCCACACGUUUGAUCUUUACAAGGACGUAACGAAGAAGGCACAGUACAGCGAUUAUCUGCCUCGCGCCGCCUCCCCCAUGUAUGGCACCCCGCCUGUGGCGUUGCCCCACCUCCAGGCCCCUCCUACCACCAGCGACGUGGACGCCAUCUGGCCUCCCUCCGUCCUCAAGCCCAACAGCGCCGCCCCGGUGUCGACUUCUGCCCCCGAGUCAGAAGAGGUGAGGCACAAGCAGGAUUCGGACGAGUACCAGAACAUCCAGGACUUGCUGAAAACCAUCGGCUUGGACCUCGACGUGACCGAAAUAACUAAAAUGGCCGCCAGGACCAAGGAGCGGCUGGAGGGAAACGAAUCCGCCCGCAAAAUGCCGACGAAGCGCAGACGCCGCUCGUCCAGCAGCUCGGAGGACAGCCGCAGGAGGCGGAGCCACAGUAGUAGUAGUAGCAGCAGUAACAGCAGCAGCAGCUCAGGCACCAGCGGCGACGCCGCCGCCAAAGAGUCGCAGCAGCAAGCAUCCAACACUACGACGGCACCGCCCGUGCUGCCCGUCCCCUCCUACCCACCACCCCAGGUGCACAUGAUGCCCGCCGCCUACCGGCCCGCCGCCUACCAGCCCACCGGCUACGGCCAGUACGGCAGCUUUGUGCCAUACACACAGCCGCAGUGGUCGCCCAUGUACCCGGCCCCCAACAAAAUCCACCCCUCCCUGCCGUACAACCAGCCGUACGACCAACAGUCACCUCCCGAGCGCAAGGUCAAAGUGUCUCCCGUCCUCGUCCAGGUGUCAGAGCAGGAAAACAAUGAGAGCGAGAAGCAGAAGGUACUGGAGGAGCGGGAGAACCUGAAACGGGAGCGGGACAUGCGGAUGAAAAAGAAGGAAUACCUCAUGAAAGAAUUGGAGGAGCUACGCAAGCAGCAAGGUGAGAUGCUGAGGAAGAAGAGGCGAGAGAAAGAUGGCCACAAAGACCCGCUGCUGCAGGAGAUCGGCCACCUGCAGGAGGACGUCAUCGAACAGAUCUCCAACCUCCGCAAGGAGCACGAGGCCGCAGAGAAGAAACUCUGCGAGAUCGACAAAGUGGCGCUCAUCCUGGGGCUGAGCUCUUCCGAUCGCCCCCACAGGCUGGCUGACACGCAGGAGGACGACGCCUCGCAACCCCGCGGCAAAAUUCAGGCGAUCGAGCACAGCUCUGGACACCAACAAGAUGGCAGCAUUUCUCAGAAGGAGAAAGUCACGGAACCCAAGGCGCCUGUCAUUUCACAGACUCCGCCCCCUGACCCUUUUGAGUACUACGACGCCGGCAACCACUGGUGUAAAAACUGUAACACCACCUGCGGGUCCAUGUUUGAUUUUUUUACCCACUUGCACAGCAAAACACACUGGAAGACGCUGGACCCUUACCACAGGCCUUGGGCUUCGUCGCCGUCCAAAGUCCUUCAGAGCAAACCACCAACAGAAGAGAAGCUAACAAAACCGGCCAAAGGUUCCGAGUUCCUACUUCCUGUCCGUGGAUUUUUUUGUCUGCUGUGUGAGAAGUUCUUUGGAGACGCCAUCUGUGCAGAAGAGCACACCACCACUCACUUUCACAACGACUGCUACAAGAAAAAAAUGUACGAGAAUCCGCUGUACGAGCAGAGAAGGAACCUGGACCGGCAAGCAGGGCUGGUCGCUGACGCCACUGCAAAGAAGCUGGAGAAGGACAAAAGCGGCAAAAAGAAAGCCAAGAAAGAAAAACGAAAUAAAGAGCGUGUAUUGAAAUUGGGAAAAGAGGAAGAGAAGGCAAAAGCUCUGAAGAAAGAGGAGGAGACUCGAGACAAGCACAGUCCUUGUCGCAGCAAGAAAUACGAGGAUGAAAAGUACGAGUCCAAGAAGAAGGACAAGUACUAUCCUGACAGAGAGGAAGACGUCAGGCUCAAGUACAGCAGGAGAGAUGAGAAGGAGCCAGGUGUCCGUUGUUAUCGACAUCACAGACAGGAAGAAGACAGGUACGACCGACGGCCCCGAUACAACCCGAGAGACGAGGACAAGCACAAAUUUGCCAAAUAUUCCGAAGGCUCUUCCAAACACGAGCGUGAACGAGAAGUCAGGAGCGUGGAGAAGGACACGUCAAACAAAAGCCCAGCCACACCAGAAGCAAACAAGCAACCGAAGCCUUACGAUCCGCCCAAAGUCAUGAGUGGACCGAGUCCGGCAAUGAGAGCUAAACUUCGCAAGCAAAGCUUGGAAGCCGCCAAGCACGCAGCAGUGACCCUGGCACCUACCUGUGGGGGGUUUACCUGGAAGAAAAAAGAGAGUUCGCUGGCUUUGGAUGCCAAGAAAGAGGCCGUCCAGUUCAUCAAGGAGGAGGAAGAAGCCUUGAAAAAAGCCAAAGCCACGAACAUAGCUGACGGUAUUUCCACUGACGAAACUUUUGCACAGUAUUUAGCCCGUGCCCAAGAGAUCGCUCAAAAGAUGUGUGGGGAUAGAAGGACCAUGCCUUGGGCGUCAAAUGCGGUCAAACAAUCUCAGAUCCAACCCAGCGUUCCUGACCCUGCCUCAGAAUUCAAUACAACAGUCAUGACAGGAAAAGCCGCACCGUUUGUAAAACCCCAGAGCUCAGGUCAUCCAACAGAGAUUAAACAUAUUUUCGCAGUUUCUAACACAAAGUCUGGUCCUCCUCCCCCUGUGUCUUAUCCUGACCCACUUGUUAAAUCUCUCCCACGGUUUCUGGUUCCUUGUGUCCCACUUGUGUCUAAAUCUGUGCAACGGUUUCCUUGUUCUACUGGCCCAGCAGUCCCCAGACCAGUUCUGACUGUGUCUCAGCCUGCCUCGUUAGUCCCCAGCCUCGCUCCCGCUGUGUCUCAGCCUGCCUCCUCAGUCUCCAGCCUAGCUCCGACUGUGUCUCAGCCUGCCUCUUCAGUCCCCAGCCUAGCUCCGACUCUGUCUCAGCCUGCCUCCUCAGUCCCCAGCCUAGCUCCGACUGUGUCUCAGCCUGCCUCCUCAGUCCCCAGACUAGCUCUGACUGUGUCUCAGCCUGCCUCCUCAGUCCUCAGCCUAGCUCCGACUGUGUCGCAGCCUGCCUCCUCAGUUUCCAAAGCAUCUCCACCCGCAUCUUUAUCAUUAAUUAGUCCUGAUCCGAAACUGUCUGGGCUUGAGCCAUUGGUGGCUGACCCAGUUCCCCAAGAAUCGAAACCUUACACGGCAGACACCGCUCCAUUUGAAACAUUAACAAACGAGCCAGAUGUGGCAGCUCCCGGUGUCCCCGAGAGUGAGCAGGCUCAGGCCGUGUUUGUCAAGCCCCCACCGUUCAUCAACUCAAGUGAAGGAUCUAAGAGGUCUGAGAAACCAAAAAGUAACCUGGCUGCAGCCAAAGCCCAGGACUUAUUUGGCAUCCUCUACAGCAGCAUAGACAAGCCAGGACCUUUGUCAUUUACAAAGUCGACAACAGCCAACGGGGGUGAAAAGAGAAGCACCCAGUCCAUUAGCAGUCCUUCUCCCAGCCAACAAGCCCCACAACCUUCUAACACACCUCAGCAUACACAAAAUGUUGUGCCACAUACCCCAGAACCAGAGUCCCAGUUGGAUAUUCACAUUGAAUCUGUUUGGUCUUUACAGACUGGCUUGGACUUAGCAUCUGAGAGGGUUCAGAGUUCGCAUGAUCAUGAACCUGCCAAGACAGAACCCACGUCACAAAGUCAGCAUGAGGAAAAAACAUUUUCCGAACCCAAAAUACACAAUAACCCAAUACAAGACCUUCUUGAAUCUGCUGAUAUAGCAGCACCCACAUCACAAAGUAAAGAACAGGAAAAAACAUUUUCCGAACCCAUAAUACACAAUAACCCAAUACAAGACCUUCUUGAAUCUGCUGAUAUAGCAGCACCCACAUCACAAAGUAAAGAACAGGAAAAAACAGUUUCUGAACCCAAAAUACAAAACGAUAUCCCAAUUCAAGACCUUCUAGAAACACCUCCAAUCACGGAUCAUGAAUCCACACCUUGUCCUAGCUCUGAAAAAAAAUCUACUUGGUCUUUACAGACUGGCUUGGACUUGGCAUCUGAGAGAAUUCAGAGUCUGCAUGAUCAUGAACCUGUUAAGACAGCACCCACGUCAGAAAAUCACCAUGAGGAAAAAACAGUUUCCGAACCCAGAAUACGUGAUACUCCAAUACAAGAUCUUCUAGAACCUGCUGAUAUAGCAGCACCCACGUCACAGAGUCCAGAACAGGAAAAAAAAGUUUCUGAACCCAAAAUACACAACAAUACCCCAAUUCAAGACCUUCCAGAACCUACUAGGAUAGCACCCAUGUCACAAAGUCAACAUGAGGAAAAAAAAGUUUCUGAAACCAAAAUACCAGACGAAACCCCAAUUCAAAACCUUCCCGACCCUGCUAAGAUAACACCUACAUCACAAAGUCAGGAACAGGAAAAAGCAGUUUCUGAAUCCAAAAUACACAAUGAUACCCCAAUUCAAGACCUUUUAGAAACACCUCCAGUCACUGAUCAUGAAUCCACACCUUGUCUUAGCUCUGAAAGAAAACCUGCUUGGUCUUUACAGACUGACUUGGACUUGGCAUCUGAGAGGGUUGAGAGUCCGCAUGAUCAUGAACCUGCUAAAACAUUACCCACGUCACAAAGUCAGCAUGAGGAAAAAAAUGUUUCCGAAUCCAGAAUACAUGAUACCCCAAUACAAGAUUUUCUAGAACCUGCUUAUAUAGCAGCACCCAUAUCACAAUGUCCAGAACAGGAAAAAACAGUUUCUGAACCUAAAAUACACAACGAUACCCCAAUUCAAGACCUUUCAGAACCUACUGUGAUAGCACCCAUGUCACAAAGUCAACAUGAGGAAAAAAAUGUUUCUGAAACCAAAAUACCCGACGAUACCCCAAUUCAAAACUUUUCCAAACCUGCUAAGAUAACACCUACAUCACAAAGUCAGGAAAAGGAAAAAACUGUUUCUGAAUCCAAAAUACACAACGAUACCCCAAUUCAAGACCUUCUAGAAACAGCUCCAGUAACGGAUCAUGAAUCCACACCUUGUCUUAGCUCUGACACAAAAACCGCUCAAAAGAGAAGUCCUCCCAUUCGCACCACCCCUGUACGACAAACACGAUCCAAAACCAGAUCCCAGACCAGGCAGCAGCAAUUUCAUGUCCAGUCAGAACCAGAACCAGCCUUAGGAUUUUCUGACUUAAACAUCGUGGAAUUCUGGGAUCACGACUCUGGGCCACAUCAAGGAUGCAAGGAGAUUCCCGAAGCGAUGGAAACAUCUGAAAAUGUUCCCAGUUGAUUUUUAAAUUAGACGGGGUGGGACUGAGAAUCCGGAAUGAUGAAUUCAGCCAAUGAAGUUUCCAGGAUCAUAGAUCCACAGGAUCAAACUUUUGUCUGCUGAGAAUAGUUGCUUUUGCAACGCUAUUACUUUUGAUCCCGGAUUCCAUUACAGUUAUUCCUCUGUUAUACAGGGAUUAGUUCGGUCCUGACAGAAACCCAUUCAGUGUAUUUUGUUUUAUUUAAAAAACAAACAUUUGUCUUUCCAAAGCUGUAAAGAAAGUAGAGGAAGACUCCAAGUCAGGAUGGUUCCCCGUCUAGUUCUGCUUCAUUUAAUCGUCGUAGCUUCUGCCUCACGCUCGCUCGGAAAUUUGCUCAGACUGCAUUUUUCUGCUGGUCUGACACGGGAUGCAUGCCCACUUAGUCCAGGACCUUGGCGUGUGCUCAAUCCGGGAAGGAGAUGAACUCCCUCAGUGUACAUAAUUCACAUCCGUUUGUCUAAAGUUGUUUUUUAUUAAAAGUUCCUUUGAGGAAAAACUG